Molecule: messenger RNA, 3550 nt
Organism: Stegostoma tigrinum
Lineage: Eukaryota; Metazoa; Chordata; Chondrichthyes; Orectolobiformes; Stegostomatidae
Product: beta-galactosidase-1-like protein 2
Exons: 19
Coding region: 51-1991 (646 amino acids)
Biological process (GO): carbohydrate metabolic process
Cellular component (GO): vacuole
Molecular function (GO): beta-galactosidase activity
Source: RefSeq, a predicted model, not a curated record
UUUGGGGUGGGACGGUCGGUGUCGCUGGAGUGUCGGCUUUGUGGGUUGUAAUGCUGAAGCUGCUCGCACAGAAGGGAUCGAGGUCCAUGCAGAUCAUUGCAGUGCGAAAAGAGCAUGUGAGGAGGAUUGGCCUCUUGCUCUUGAUUAUAGUGGCUGUGGUUCUGUAUAGACUCAGGUUCCAUUGGAUAUCACUCACUCCAACAAGAAUGUACAGCCGAAAAACAGGCUUGCAGGCUGACAGAGAAUAUUUUCAAUUGGAGGGAAAUAAGUUUCUCAUCCUGGGUGGAUCGAUGCACUACUUUCGUAUUCCACGGGCAUACUGGGCAGACCGUAUGAUGAAGAUGAAAGCUUUAGGUUUGAACACUUUAGUAACGUACAUACCUUGGAAUCUUCAUGAACCACAGAGAGGAAUAUUUAAUUUCAAGGACAAUCUUGAUUUUGAGGCAUAUCUCAGAUUGGCCAAUGAUUUGGAUUUGUGGGUCAUUUUGCGUCCAGGACCAUACAUUUGUUCAGAGUGGGACCUUGGUGGUUUGCCCAGUUGGUUGCUGAGAGACAAGAACAUGAAACUGCGCACAACUUACGUUGGAUUUACUGAUGCGGUUGAUGACUUUUUUGAUGAACUGAUCCCAAAAGUUAUUCCCUUUCAGUACAAAAAAGGAGGCCCAAUCAUUGCUGUACAAGUAGAAAAUGAAUACGGUGGCUAUGACAAAGACCCAAAAUAUAUGAAAUUUGUAUAUGAGGCCCUAGUGAACAGGGGGAUCUCAGAAUUAUUCAUGACUUGCGACAACAAAGAUGGACUAAGUAAAGGAUCAAUUACAGGAGCUUUACCAACUAUCAAUUUUCAGAAGCUGGAUUCUGGAUUGACCCUUAUGAAAAAUCUAGAACCUGGCAAACCUAAGAUGGUAAUGGAGUAUUGGAGUGGUUGGUUUGAUCACUGGGGAAGUCAUCAUCACAUCUAUCGUGAAGGAAUGCUGAAUACUAUUGCAGCACUUUUAAACAAGGGUGUUUCCAUAAAUCUCUACAUGUUUCAUGGAGGAACUAAUUUUGGCUUUAUGAAUGGUGCUCAGGACUUUGGCACCUAUAUUGCUGAUGUAACCAGCUAUGAUUAUGAUGCACCCUUAUCUGAAUCAGGAGACUACACAGAAAAAUAUAUUCAAAUUCGUGAACUUUACAGCAAGUGGUUGGGUCAGGAGUUGCCUGAACAACCUGCUCAAAUGUAUAAAGCAAGAUACACCACCAUUCAUGUAAAGGAAUACGUUCCUUUGUGGAAAGCACUAAAUCAAUUAGAAAAGCCAAUUCAGAGUGAAAGGCCUAUAAAUAUGGAGAACCUUCCCAUCAACAAUGGCAGUGGACAAGCCUAUGGGUAUACAUUAUAUAACACAGUAAUAAAUAGUGGAGGAUUACUUCAUUCUGGUCAGAAUGUACGGGACAGAGCACAGGUCUUUGUCGAUGGCCAGUCAGUUGGUUUCCUAGAUUAUAAUAACAUAGAAUUGGCAAUCUCGACUGCUGUGGGAAAGCGAAAUUUGAGUCUUUUGGUGGAAAAUCGUGGUCGAGUCAACUAUGGUGACAAACUUGAUAACCAACGAAAAGGUAUCAUAGGUGACAUCUUUCUGAACAAGGAACCUUUGAAGGACUUUACGAUCUACCCCUUGGAGAUGAAAACAAAUUUUAUUGAGAGUUUCUCAGCCAUCCAGUUGAAUGCUGUUCCAAGUAAUCCGACUUUACCUGCAUUUUUCUAUGGUAUACUAUACGUGGAUUCGCUGCCUUAUGAUACCUUCAUAAAACUUAAGGGCUGGACAAAAGGAGUGGUUUUUGUGAAUGGAUUGAAUUUAGGCCGCUACUGGGAAAUUGGCCCACAGCAGACACUAUACAUACCAGCCCCGUGGCUACAGCAUGGCAGUAAUGAGAUUGUGGUUUUUGAAGAGAGCAAAGCUGGAAGAACAAUUGAGUUUUUAAACAAACCUGACUUGGGACCAGCUCAACAUGUAUGAAGACGAGAACACAGAACUUUUCUUGACUCCUUCUAGUUGGCUUUUUGGUCGAAGAAAGCAUUCAGUUGAACCAACGUCUGGUCAACACCACAUUCAGGUUUUGGAAUAAAGCCUUUAUUGGAAAGUACCAGAAUAACUUGUGAUUCACUUGGAUUGAUCUAUUACAGAAUUGUAUAAAGUUUAAAAUUACUCUGAUUAGAAGUGUAGAAAUGCCUGACACUGUUCUGAAAUCUCCUUUCCCACUGUUUUAGCAAAGUGGUUAACAUGUCUAAAGUUGUUGUGCUGCUACCUUUGCUGAAUUAGUGGCUGGAAAAAUUACAAAUUAGUGUCGUUUUUAAUGUAAUCUGUGUUACUAAUCCAUUUUGGGACUGAAAUUGGCAAAAUUAAUUUACUUUUUAUAAUCUCAUUGAAAUCCAUUUCGCCUCUGUUUUUAAAAUUUUUUCUUAUUACAAGUUAUAUUUCAAUAACAGAUAUUUGAAUGAGUUCCCCAUUCAAUAACAUUUAUAUGUUAUAACAUGGUGUGAAAUAUAAAAUAUGCAUAAGAACUAGGAGCAGGGUUGGCAGUUCAACCCCUGGAAACUGCUUCACCAUUCAAUAUGAUCACGGCUGUUCUGGGGCCCUUAAUGUCCAAAACCUUUCUGUUUUCUUGCAAGUCACUAACAGUGCCCUCUUGUGUCUUGCAGAAGUUUUUCCUUGCAUUAAGUUGGUAAACUGUUUGGAAUUUGCCAUUCUAGCUAGUGCCAGGAGCUGAUCACUGUCCUGCAGCACUGUUCUUUGGUGACACCAGAUUUUUCUGUCCAUGGGGGUUGUUAAUGUUUUGUUGACUAACUCAGGACGAAAUGCUGAGUCAAGUAGGUGAGUUCAAAUUUGCGUGAAUUAUGUGAUGGUAGCUUGUGUCGAAAAACUGCUCUAUCUUGGUGACAUCAAGCCCCAAAGUCCUGAAAUGUUGUAGGGGAGUAGUUGGAGAAAUUUGAAUCCAAAUUGAAGACAUGAGGAAUUACUUGACAGAAGCUGACUGGAUAGGUAUCAGUAGCAUCAGAUUAAGGCAAGUCCAUUUGAGUUGACAACAGAGGAGAAGUACUGGGGGAGAAUGGUGUGCUCAAAAACUGUAGGAGAGAACAAGUGGUUACCUUGGGAUAACUCUUACAAAAGAUGUAAUUGAAAUGUUCCUAAUUAAAACUAUCCUCCAUUCAUCUGUAGGAUAAUUUGAUUUGAUUUAUUGUCUCAGUAUUUAUUAUAAAUACAGUGGAAAAUGUUGUUUAACAGUUUUGGAUUUUCAUUCCCCAUUAGCUUUUUAUCUUCCUCUUCAACUUGCUCUGUAUUCCUCCCAUAGAGCUGUAUUUUCUUCUGUCUCAAUUGCUUCUGAUAAAACAUACCAUCCUCAUGUUUUACAUGCACCACUCAAAUUUAAAUGCUGCUCAAAUUUGUUAGCUGUCAGAACUUCUGUAUCUGCAAAUUUCAUGUUGCCCUAAAGUACUGUGACAAGGAAAAAAGUUAUAAAUUUUGCACAAUUGAACAAAUGUUUGAGGUUACAAAUAAAGACCGAUCACCACCCCUUG